UGUCCUACAAGUUUAGAAUUAAUUCAGACAUGUGUAGUUGGUGAAAAUAGAGGCCGGGUGUCAUGUACAGAACACAUGGAGGAGUAGUUAUAAAGCGUUAUAACGGAAGCGUCCUUCAGUUCUGUUCCGAUGACAGAUCCAUCCCACAGUUACACAGCGGACAUGGCCGCGUCCACCGGAGGAUCAUCCACCGAGAGCCUGCCCGCGGUCCAGAGGUUCCCCAUCAUAACCGGCAGGCCCCCGGAGGCCAGCCCCGGUAAGGACCCGGAGCAGACCGGAGAACCGAAGAAGAAGCCGUGCAGGGCUUGUACCGACUUCAAGUCGUGGAUGAAGGUCCAGAAAACGCCGCAGAGCCCAGCAGCAGCGUCACAGGCGGCCCAGGCUGAGCGUGUGGAGCCCCAGCGGCAGCCGGAGUGUCCGCCGGACAGGGAAGAGUUAGGGCGUAACACCUGGUCCUUCCUGCACACCAUGGCAGCCUACUACCCAGACCGGCCCUCCCCCAGACAGCAGACAGACAUGGGACAGUUCAUCAACCUCUUCUCUAAGGUCUUCCCCUGCCAGGAGUGUGCUGAGGACCUGCGGACAAGGUUGAAGACCAAUCAGCCAGACGCCAGUAGUCGUCAUGCCCUCUCCCAGUGGCUGUGUGGCAUCCAUAACGACGUUAACGCUCGGCUGGGGAAGCAGCGGUUUGACUGUUCCCGCGUGGAUGAGCGGUGGAGGGACGGAUGGGAGGAUGGGAGCUGUGACUGAUCAAUCCAUUGAUUGAUUGAUUUAAUUGAUUUGUUCGUUACUAUAGCUGGGAACUCAGAGAUACAGAAGACGUCUAGUGACACCCUGUCCCCAUAUAUAGUACUGUUUAGGGAACGAUAUGGCAUCUGAGACAGAGACAAAUGUAAUAUUCUCUGAUUGGCUACGGAUCUCUCUGCUCUGUCCAUAUCAAAAUGAUGCACACUAUCAAUCUGUUGUGCAGUGCAUUCAGAAAGUAUUCAGACCCCCCUGGACUCAUUCCACAUGUUGUUGUGUUUCAGCCUCAGUUCAAAAUGGAUGACAUUGUUUUUUUCCCCCCUCACCCAUCUACACACAAGACCCCAUAAUGACAAAAAGUGAAAAUGUGUUUUUAGAU
Coregonus clupeaformis (lake whitefish) is the source of this 1123-nucleotide messenger RNA. RefSeq names its product growth factor, augmenter of liver regeneration (ERV1 homolog, S. cerevisiae) (gene gfer). The record is from RefSeq and is a predicted model, not a curated record. Gene Ontology annotation, cellular component: mitochondrion. Lineage: Eukaryota; Metazoa; Chordata; Actinopteri; Salmoniformes; Salmonidae. Bases 130 to 750 code for a protein of 206 amino acids. Gene Ontology annotation, biological process: liver development. Gene Ontology annotation, molecular function: flavin-dependent sulfhydryl oxidase activity; flavin adenine dinucleotide binding. The transcript is spliced from 3 exons.